Messenger RNA from Komagataella phaffii GS115, 1173 nucleotides. Its product is annotated as 3-phosphoserine aminotransferase. The record is from RefSeq and is a predicted model, not a curated record. Gene Ontology annotation, biological process: L-serine biosynthetic process. The transcript has a single exon. Gene Ontology annotation, molecular function: O-phospho-L-serine:2-oxoglutarate transaminase activity; pyridoxal phosphate binding. The coding region runs from base 1 to 1173 and encodes 390 amino acids. Gene Ontology annotation, cellular component: cytoplasm. NCBI's taxonomy places the organism in Eukaryota, Fungi, Ascomycota, Pichiomycetes, Pichiales, Pichiaceae.
AUGGCAAAAACUUUGGAAAGAGAAGAACCACAUUAUUUUGGGGCUGGGCCAGCGCUACUGCCUACUUCAGUAUUGCAAGAGGCUGCCUAUGACUUGGUCAACUACCAGGGUGUUGGUAUAGGUAUUGGUGAAAUUUCUCAUCGUUCUAAGCAAGCUAGUGAAGUCAUUGAUAACACGAAGGCCAAUCUAGUUAGUUUGUUGAACAUCCCUGAUACACAUGAGGUUUUUUUCUUACAAGGGGGAGGAACAACAGGAUUUUCUUCUAUUGCUUCCAACUUGACUGCCUCCUUUGUUAAGAAAACUGGAAGGAAGGGCCGUGCUGCUUAUGCAAUCACUGGAACUUGGUCUAAGAAAUCUGUUGAAGAAGCCCAGCGUUUGGGUUUGGACGUUGACAUUGUUUUGGAUAGUAAAAAAGUUGAUGGAAAAUUUGGAUCCAUACCCCCAGUUGACAAAUGGAGCAUCCCCACUGAUCUAUCAAACACUUCUUAUGUGUAUUAUUGUGAUAAUGAAACUGUGAACGGUGUUGAGUUCAAGGAGUUCCCAUUUGAAAGUUUUCCUGGUGUUGAAGUAGUUGCAGAUAUGUCAUCCAACAUCUUAUCAAAGAGGCUGGAUGUCAGUAAAUAUGGAUUGAUAAUGGCCGGUGCUCAAAAAAAUAUUGGAUUAGCUGGAAUCACGAUCUAUAUUAUCAAAAAGUCGUUGCUUGAGCAAGCUGAUGAUGCCACUUUGAAAGCUCUUGAAGUGCCUCUUUCACCAAUUGCGGUUCAUUAUCCUACAGUAGUCAAGAACAACUCCGCUUACAACACAAUUCCCAUUUUCGCAGUUCAUGUCGUCAAUUUGGUCCUCAGGCUAUUAGUAAAGAACGGUGGUGUCGAUGCCCAACAGAAGAUAAACGAGGAGAAGGCUUCCAUAUUGUAUGGUGCGUUGGAGAAGUUCCCACAAGUUUAUGAGUUGCCUGCUUCCACCGAUGCUCGUUCUCAUAUGAAUGUGGUUUUCACAUUGAAUGGUGACUUGGAUGCUGAAUUCUUAGCCCAAGCUGCAGAAAGGAAGCUAAAUGGAUUGAAGGGUCACCGCUCGGUUGGUGGAAUGAGAGCCUCCAUUUACAAUGCUGUUUCCUUGCACAGUGUCCAAGAGUUAACGAAAUUCAUCAUCGAAUUUGCUGAAGCUCAUUCUUGA